Daldinia decipiens is the source of this 851-nucleotide messenger RNA. RefSeq lists its product as uncharacterized. Gene Ontology annotation, cellular component: mitochondrial inner membrane peptidase complex. The coding region runs from base 474 to 767 and encodes 97 amino acids. NCBI's taxonomy places the organism in Eukaryota, Fungi, Ascomycota, Sordariomycetes, Xylariales, Hypoxylaceae. The record is from RefSeq and is a predicted model, not a curated record. The transcript has 2 exons.
GACACGAAGAGAGUCGAGAAGCUAGAAUGAGUAAGUUAGUUAUGAUUAUAAUUAUAAUAAAAUGUGUCGAGCCUCAUGAUAAUAAAAACGAGUCAAAAAGAGGAAUGAGACUAAGAAUAAAAAAAAUAAUAUGAGCCGGUGAUAAGAUAAGAGACUCAACUGAAUCUCUGAAUAUAAGCCAUCUUUCAAUCCUCCAUACAUAAAGAUUUAUACAUAAUUUACAAAAAGAGAAGAAGCUGAGCAUUAAAGUGUGAAGUGUGAAUGCAUACCUCUUCUAAGCUUCCCUCUUCAACUUCGCCUAGCAAUCGAGCACCGACGUGUUUCGUCGUCGCAGCAUCCAUCAUCUCUUAGUCUCGCCUCUAUUUUAAAUCAAAUCAAAUCAAAUCAAAUCAAAUCAAAUCAAAUCAAAUCAAAUCAAAUCAAAUCACAUCUCACAAGUCCCAGCAAGCAAUCUACAAGAAGAAAGAAAAGCGAUGGCGCCUCCGUGCCGCGUCUUCCCAGCCUCGCAACUCGAAUCCGAGAUCCAAGCUACGGACGGUCGCGCGCGUAAAGGCGGCCGGAUCGACUUGUCCGCCUGCGAACUCUUCUCGAUGGUCCAGUACGAGUGCCAGAUCGACCGACCCGAGGUAUCGAAUAGCCCCGUUCGGUGCUGGCCCGUGCAGCGAUGGUUCCGCCGAUGUCAGGACAAGAAGGGGAGUUUUAUGGUUGAGACUACGGUAUGGGAGGGGAUGAAGAAAGAUGAGAGCGUUGGUGGGGGCGGCACGUAGUUUGAUAAAACCAUUGACUUUAAGAAAUGAAAUAGUUAAGCUAUAUUGUAAGCUAUAUUAAUCAAUUCCUAUUUUAUUCUCAAC